UAAUAUUAAAUUUUCUCAAUGUUCAGAUGCCGCCACGUAGGGAGCCCGAUCAUCAGGUUCCUACUCAGGCUAUGGUAGUCGCUCAGUUCCGCGACUAUCACGCCGAAAAGUUCUCAGGACAGGGAGACCCCCGCAUCGUUGAUGAAUGGAUUCAGGGGUUGGAUUUUAUCUUUGAGGUUAUGGAAUUCCCCGAUAGGUAUCGCGUAGUUUGCGCUCAGCUUCAGCUCACUGGUGAUGCAAGGCUCUGGUGGAACGCCUACUGGAGCAUGCGUCCCGGUGAAAAGGCGGGUUGUACAUGGGACAUGUUCAAGGAGUUAGUCCGCGACAAGUACUACCCUUCCUACUAUCGGGCAGAAAUGGAGCGCCAGUUCUUAGCGCUUCAGCAGGGUACUCGUACAGUCGAUGAGUACGAGCGAGAGUUCACCAGACUUGCAGGUUUUGAACCGGAUCUUGUUCGCACGGAGGCCCAGAGAGCACAGCGGUUCAUUGACGGACUUUACCCAGCAGUCCGUCAUAACAUCGUGGGACACGGGACUCAGACGUACGCUCGGGAGAGUGUCGUGCUAGACAGGACAUCUGUUAUUAUUGCCAGGAGCCGGGACAUUUUGCGAGUUGUUGCCCGAAGAAACUCCAGCAGCAGCCUCAGCAGCCACCACAGCAGCAGCAGCCACGACAGCAGGCACAGAGGCCGCCUCAGCAGCAGCAGCAGAGGGGCAGGCAGCAGGCCAGGGUUUAUGCAGUUGAUCAGGCCGAGGCCGCUCAGCAGCCAGCAGUGGCCUCAGCAGCCUCAGCAGCCACCACAGCAACAGCAGCCACGACAGCAUGCACAGAGGCCGCCUCAGCAGCAGCAGCAGAGGGGCAGGCAGCAGGCCAGGGUUUACGCGGUUGAUCAGGCCGAGGCAGCUCAGCAGCCAGGUACUAUGUCGGGGAUGGUUGUUCUCAAUGAUAUUCCUGUGUUCGCUUUAUUUGAUACUGGAGCGACGCAUACUUUCAUUUCACGACGAUGUCUCGAUGCCAUCGGAGUUCACGCCGUUACCGCUGUCGAUCCUCUCGAGGUGAGUUUAGCCUCGGGACGAAAGAUAGUGACCUCAGCUAAAGCCUCAGAUCUUAGCCUUUCCAUCGGUGGCCGAGUAUUGACUGCCGACGCGUUUGUUCUCGAGAUGAGAGACUUCGAUCUUAUUCUCGGGAUGGAUUGGCUAUCCUUCUAUCAUGCUGACAUCAGGUGUCAUGACCGGGAGAUCACUCUCUAUCUUCCGGGAGACGAAUCGAUUACUUUCUUCGGCUCCAGGAAUCGUUCACUACCUCAGGUUGUUUCGAUGGCGAAAGCCACUAAGUUAUUGCGACGAGGCAACUGCCAGGGUUAUCAGGUAAGCCUUGUCGACGAUUCUCAGAAAGCGCGAACACCUCAUGAUCUUCCAAUUGUUCGCGAGUUUGUGGACGUGUUCCCAGACGAGCUUCCAGGAGGACCGCCCAACCGUCAGGUGGAGUUUUCUAUCGACCUUAUCCCAGGGGCCGGUCCAGUAUCCAAAGCCCCAUAUCGCAUGGCGCCUAAGGAGUUGCAGGAGCUUAAGACUCAGAUUCAGGAGCUGUUACGACUCGGUUUUAUCCGACCGAGCGUGUCACCUUGGGGAGCACCCGUUCUCUUUGUCAAGAAGAAGGACGGAUCUAUGCGCAUGUGUAUCGACUACCGGGAUCUUAACCGGUUGACGAUCAAGAAUAAGUAUCCGCUUCCCAGGAUCGACGACUUAUUUGAUCAGCUGAGGGCAGCCUGUGUAUUUUCGAAGAUUGAUUUACGAUCAGGCUACCACCAGCUGAAGAUUAAGGAGUCAGACAUCGCUAAGACCGCUUUCAGGACUCGUUACGGCCAUUACGAGUUUGUCAUCAUGCCUUUCGGUCUCAACAAUGCGCCAGCAAUUUUUAUGGACCUCAUGAACCGUAUUUUCCAUCCCUACCUCGAUCAAUUCGUUAUUGUCUUUAUUGACGAUAUCCUUAUCUACUCGAAGAGACAGAAGGAGCAUGAGGAGCAUCUGAGGGUGGUUCUUGAAACCCUCAGACGAGAAAAGUUGUACGCCAAAUUCUCCAAAUGCGAGUUCUGGCUUCAGCGAGUAUCUUUCCUGGGUCAUGUGAUUACUCAGGCAGGCAUCGAGGUGGAUCCUUCUAAGGUAUCAGCUGUUCAGAACUGGUCGACACCGAGGAGUUCGUCCAAGGUUCGCAGUUUUCUCGGUUUAGCUGGUUACUAUCGCAGAUUCAUCGAGGGCUUUUCUAAGAUCGCCCUCCCUCUAUCCCAGCUGACGAGGAAGUCUGUGAAGUUCGACUGGACUGACCGAUGUGAGGCGAGCUUUCAAGAGCUCAAGAGGAGAUUAACUUCAGCACCGGUGUUGACUAUUCCCGAUCCUUCUCGGAGUUUCACUAUCUUCAGCGAUGCUUCGAGACAGGGCUUGGGAUGUGUCCUUAUGCAGGACGGCCAGGUCGUCGCGUAUGCUUCACGUCAGCUUAAGCCUCAUGAGCAGAACUAUCCUACGCACGACUUGGAGUUAGCAGUAGUCGUUCAUGCCCUGAAGAUCUGGCGACAUUAUCUUUACGGCGGACGCUGCGAGAUUUUCACAGACCAUAAGAGCUUGCAGUAUAUCUUCACGCAGAAGGAGCUUAAUAUGAGACAGCGCCGUUGGCUCGAACUGGUCAAAGAUUAUGAUUGUUCUAUCCAGUAUCAUCCUGGAAAGGCGAACGUCGUCGCAGAUGCCCUAAGCCGAAAG
Striga hermonthica is the source of this 2753-nucleotide messenger RNA. The record is from the annotation of a GenBank genome assembly. NCBI's taxonomy places the organism in Eukaryota, Viridiplantae, Streptophyta, Magnoliopsida, Lamiales, Orobanchaceae.